Messenger RNA from Coffea eugenioides, 4227 nucleotides. Its product is annotated as putative late blight resistance protein homolog R1B-23. NCBI's taxonomy places the organism in Eukaryota, Viridiplantae, Streptophyta, Magnoliopsida, Gentianales, Rubiaceae. The transcript is spliced from 2 exons. Gene Ontology annotation, biological process: defense response to other organism. Bases 26 to 4126 code for a protein of 1366 amino acids. Gene Ontology annotation, molecular function: ADP binding. The record is from RefSeq and is a predicted model, not a curated record.
GAAAAGGUUAGUGAUCAUAUUAAAGAUGAGUAAAACUUUCAAUUCUGUUGAUUAUAUCCUCAAGGUGCUGGAGGGGACAUGGGGGAAUGAUGGUGAUGAUGCUGCUGAAGAAGAAGAUGCAUUUUGUGACCCAUUUGAAAACCUCAAGGUUGAAUUAAGACUUCUGAGAACAUUUCUCAAAUACGUAGGAAAUUGGAGGGACACUGAUGACACGAUUCAGGCUGACUUUUUGGUCCUUGAUGCUGAAUUUGAAGCUGCACUCUCUGUUGUCAAAAGGGAUCUCAGCACUGCUUCUUAUCAGAAAGGGUAUGAAAGAAGUGCUGAAUUCUUGGAUUCUGCAAUUGCUCAGCUACAAGAAAAGAUUACCUUUUUCAGGCGAAAAGUUAUGAAAAUCUAUGAGUACAUGACCAACUAUUCGUUCCAAUCAGAGCCUCCUCCCCUGACCAAGACUCGUCAAUGGAAUGAGUUCUUUGACUCUUUGGAGCAGAAUCUCAAGGAUCUUCUCCAUGGGAACUACAAGUUAAUUGAGCCUGUCUUGGUUAGAGAAUUGAUGGCCCUUGAAGAAAAUGUCAUACCCUUCAAAGAAUUAGCAUGGUGGAGCAUUCGUGGUGCAGAUUUUGUCGAGAGCGAUGUUUUGGUGCAGUUUGCAGAGCUUGGUCUGCAGGCAGCACAUCUUUCUUAUUCUUGUUGGUGUGAUAAGAUGGAUGAUGAAAAGAUUUCCCUGUUUACAGACAGGGUUGUGAUGCUAAGUGAUCUGCAAAAGAAGUUGAAGCUCAAUACUCCACAAGUUGCAGAUAUUUAUCUCAAUGUUCUCAGAGGCAUAAAGUCAUACCCAGACUGGGCGAAGGCAGAAGUAGUUGAUUACUUUGUUGAUUUUCUUGUUCCUAAGAAGGAUCAACAACUGGAAAUAAUCAAUCAGGGAUUUGUUGAAUUCAUAUUAUUUCUGUUGGAUUCAUGUGACGCGUUGUUCAAUAAGGAUGAGGUGCAGUUGCUCUUGAGGGAUGUUGUAGUAGUGGCCAUCCAGAUUGGAUCUAUCGGCUGCUCAAUGACCGAGAAUAUGGAUGAAAAGAAUGAGGUUGCACUGUAUAAGUUGCAUUCGAAAAUGGAGCUUCUCAAGGCUGAGGCAUUCCUCAGUGUGGUAUUGAAACCAGAAGAUGCAACAGUCUGUUAUGAGGAGAGGAUUGAUGCUCAUCGGGAGGGACUGAAAUUGUUGAGAAAACUUCUGACAGAUUCACCACAGGGAAAAACUGAAAGCAAUAAGACAAUCUGGAUCCAUAUUUCAGCUUUGGCUAAGGAGGUAAGGUUUGCUGUUAGCUCAUUGAAAGGCAAAUUAUUUGCACGCAGGCAUCGUGAUGUGCUUGAGGUGCUUAAAGUUUUCCUGACUGAGGCAUUUUUCACGGAGCUACUUAAUAGUCAACCUUAUUCAGAUUUAAUGAUCAAUGAUAGGGAGAACAUUGAAACCAUUUAUGAGGGGCUAAUAUUGAUCAGAACAUUUCUAAUGGGUCCAGGAGAGAAGAAUGAGGAGCUCUUGUCUGGGGUUGUAUCAGUAUCUAAAUUUGUAAGAUCUCUCUAUGACUCAUUCCUUGCCAGCAACUUUAGAGAAGAUUUGGUUGGGAAUAUAAAUCUUUUACUCCCUAAGUUGGUAAAAAGGAUUAAACCCUUCAAGGAAGAGAUAAAAAAUAUUUAUUUGCAACAACGAAGCUCAAUGGAUUAUAACUUCCCCAGGACUAAUGGAGUGGGAUUUAUGGACUUCCUCUUGGGAAAUCUGGGAGUGCUUUACAGGAAAAAAGAUCUGGGGAAGCGGUUUAUUGAUAAAUUCGAUUCUAAUGCUUGCAUGAAGCGUUAUGUUGAAGCCCUAUCCAGACAGGUGAAGAUCAUGAGAUCUCUUCUCAAGAAUAUAAUUGAGCAGUAUAAUGAGCACUCAGACUUGAAUGAUCUCCGUUCAUGCAUAAUAGAUAUGGCAUAUGAGACAGAGUAUUUUAUUGACAAAAUACUGGUUGGCGGUUGUGUUGAAUGGUAUCAUGCACUAUGGUUUUCUGAUCUCAUAGAGGAGUUUAAAGUCAUAAAACUUCAGGCUUCAGCAAUCUUUGAUAAGAUGUAUAGUAUUGAGGUCCAUAAUGUUGUGCAUACUUCGGGAAGUUUAAUCUCACCAGCUAUUGUGCCCAAUGUGGAUGAAGUUGUGAUUGAUCUUGAUGAUCAGGCUGAACUGAUUAUGGAUCGACUUACAAGAGGAACAUUGCAACAACAAGUCGUUUCAAUUGUUGGCAUGCCUGGACUAGGUAAGACCACUCUGGCUAAAAAGGUAUACAAUGAUCCUUCGAUUACCUAUCACUUCCAUAUUCGGGCAUGGUGUUAUAUUUCUCAAGUGUAUCGUAAAAGAGAAUUGUUACUUAACAUAUUAAGUGACAUUAUGGAACUUACUAAUGAUGUUCUUGAACUGAGUGAGGACGAUUUAGAGUUCAAGUUGUACCAAUGUUUAAAGAACAGAAAGUACCUCAUAGUUUUGGAUGAUUUGUGGAGCAGAGAGGCAUGGAAUGACUUAGAAUUUUCACUUCCGGAUGACAAAAAUGGAAGCAGAAUAUUGAUUACAAGUCGUCUUACUGAUGUAGCUUUGACGACAAAAUCUGAUAGUAUAGCUCAUUCACUUCGUCUGUUUUCUGAUGAUGAAAGUUGGAAUUUAUUGCAGAAGAAGCUUUUCAAUCGAAAAGAUUGUCCUGAUGAAUUGGUGAACCUGGGAAAGAAAAUAGCCAGAGGUUGUAAAGGUUUACCUCUUGCAGUUGUUGCAAUAUCUGGUCUCCUUCAGAGAACUGGCAAGAAGCAAGAUUGGUGGGAAACAGUUGCGAGAACUUUAAGCUCAUGCAUUGCUGAUGAUCCAGAAACGAGGUGCAUGGACAUCUUAGAGCUAAGCUACUCACAUUUGCCAACCUAUCUGAAGCCAUGCUUUCUGUACCUUGGAGCGUUCUUGAAGGAUAGAGAAAUUCCAGUUUCAAAGUUGACACGUCUGUGGAUAGCUGAAGGUUUUGUACAGAAUCCAGAGCUAGACAGUUUAGAACACCUGGCAGAGAAAUACUUGAAUGAUCUAAUUGGUAGAAGCCUAGUAAUAGCUUCCAAAAGAAAGUCCAAUGGUGGAGUCAAAACAUGCCGUGUUCAUGACAUGCUGCGUGCUUUGUGCUUAGUUAGAUGCAAAGAGCAAAACUUUUUGCAUUCGAUAACUGGGGUGUUGGAUUUAGAGUGCAUCAACAUGGGCCAUUGUUUCCCUAGGGGAUUGGAACAUUUGGUUCAUUUGAGGUAUUUAGCUGUUUGUGGUGACUUAGACUCUAUUCCAGCAUCAAUAUCCUGCCUCUGGAAUUUAGAAACUUUGCUUGUGAGGGGAUUGAAAGGUAAAGUUGAUCUGCCGCAUACGUUUUGGAGCAUGGUGAAGUUGAGACGUGUGCAUGUAAAGAGCUUUACUUCCUUUAGUUUCGUCAAAGAAGAUUCAUCUCAGUUAGAUAAUCUUGUUACUCUUUCCUCCCCAGUUCUCUUUUCUGGGGAGGAAACAGAGAAGUUGAUGAGGCAGUUACCCCAACUCCAGAAACUGGGAUGCAUAUUCUCAGAAUCUAAAGUUGAUACUGGUAAAGGCUAUGGGUUCCCACUCUUGGGCUUUCUAACACAACUUGAAGCACUCAAGGUAACAUAUUCCGGAAGAUUUUGUCAUCCUCGUAAAUUUGACUUCCCCUUGAAUCUUAAAAAGUUGACUCUGUCAAAAUUUUGCCUACCAUGGGAUUGUGUUUCAGAGAUUGGGAGGUUACCCAACCUUGAGGUUCUCAAAUUACUUUCUAGAGCCUUUGAGGGUGAAAGAUGGAACAUGAAAGAAGGAGAGUUCCUUGAGCUUAAAUUUUUAAAACUUGACACUCUAAACAUUGCUCAAUGGAAUGCCUCUGCUGAUCACCUGCCCAAGCUGCAACAACUUGUGCUGCGGAAUUGCAGGCACCUUGAGGAGGUUCCCUCUGGUUUUGCAGAUAUCCCUACAUUGGUCAUGAUUGAGAUGCAACUGUGUCGAAGCUCAGCUGAAGAGUCAGUCAGAAUUCUGAAGGAGGAACAACUGGGAUUGGGGAUUGAUGACUUAAAGGUCCUCAUCAAUUGUUGAGACUCAGGUUUCAGAUUGUCUCAAUCAAGUCAGUGGAUGCUCACUUUGUAAAUCUUCAUCUUGCUAUGUUUCAGCUUUGGAAAGUUUGCAUCAUUAGUUGA